This is a messenger RNA of Labeo rohita (rohu), 1896 nucleotides long. RefSeq names its product actin-fragmin kinase (gene klhdc3l). Lineage: Eukaryota; Metazoa; Chordata; Actinopteri; Cypriniformes; Cyprinidae. The record is from RefSeq and is a predicted model, not a curated record. The coding region runs from base 318 to 1583 and encodes 421 amino acids. The transcript is spliced from 8 exons. Gene Ontology annotation, molecular function: protein binding. Gene Ontology annotation, cellular component: Golgi apparatus.
UCUUUCAGCAAUUUUACAAGUUCUAAUUUUUACGCAGAAACUAAAAAAACAACAGACCCAUAAUGUAAACGUUAGUGUUCUGUGCUCACGAGUUUUGUUUUAAAAGUGUGAAUGCGUUGUGAUCAGUUACAGUCGGAGAACCUCUUUAGAGAGAAGCAAAACCACAGAAGAUCCUUCUACGCCCCUCCUCCUCUUAUACUGGCACUGGCAGCUAUACUUCACAUUAUCGUUUAUCUUUUCAAUGAAGAUCAAGGGAGGACAUACAUUCAACGACGAUUUUGUGCGAGAUUAACCCAUGAGACUCUCAAAGCCCGAGCAUGAACCAGGGGAGCGGUGCUUGUUUGUGGACCUCUGUGCCUCAGCACUGCCCUGCACCAUGUGAUCGUUACAAGCAUGCAUCUUGUGCCCACAGAGGCCAUGUUUACGUAUUAGGUGGGAGAGAAAAAUGCUCACUGAGAGAUUUCUGGAAAUAUAAUGUGGUCUGUGACAAGUGGGCUGAGCUUCCUUGUGAUAGUGAAGAAGCACCUGAAGAACUGGAGGAGCACACAAUGGUAGCAUAUCAGGGAUUUCUGUAUGUCUUCGGAGGAAUGCAAGAUUCAUCAUAUACUAACUCAAAAACACCUCUUUGGGUGUUUGAUACAGUUAAAGAGUGCUGGAUUAACUGGAAUACAGGAAGUGAAGCUUUACAGGGAGUGACACCAGCAAACAGAAAAGGGCACAGUGCUGUUAUCUUUGGGUCAUCUAUGUAUGUCUACGGUGGAUACAUUGAUAUAAAAGGAUCAACAAAGGAAUUCUGGAAAUUUAAUUUUGAUUCCAGGAUGUGGUCGCUGCUAAGCAGUGUAAAAGGUGGGCCUGGUCCCAGACAUGGUCACUCAGCUAUGACAUACCAGGACUCCAUGUACCUUUUCGGUGGCCUGCAGGGCUUGAAGGAACAGAAGGACCUGUGGAGCUGGAGUUCUGCCAGCCAAACCUGGAGCUGCAUCAAAUUCCAUUCAGGUCCUUCCAGGCUGGUUGGUCACACGGCUGUAUUUUUUAAGGACAGCAUGCUCAUCUUUGGUGGUGGGGAAACCCAGAGCUCUCCUCAGAGCAGCUUGUGGAAGUUCAACCUGGAAACACAAACCUGGAAGAAGCUAGCAUUGUUACCUGGAUCCCCCUCUCUGUGCCGGAUCCAUCACUGCAGCAUUGGCCUAGGCCAGAGUUUCCAGCCAACAGCCCCAAACAGUAUCUAUUUAGAAAUACCCAACUCUCACAAGAUCAAUAACAAGCUAAGACCAUUUAAGAACAAGUGCCAACCAUCCUGUCCCACUUUGCAGGAACCCUGUAUUGAGCUUCAGACUUUCCACAAUGACAAUAAAAAGUAUUUAACAGAUUUUAGUAUUGCACUGAAAGACACUAAGCUGAAAGGAAGCUGUCUCACCUUUGAGAACCAGGAGGCUAUUAGCGGGAAGCGGAAUAGUGGUGAUCUGGGAGAGGAAACAGAGGAUGACAUGUUUCUCCAUAUGCCUGAUUUGCUGUUGGUCUUGGGUGGUAAACCUCUGCAAGGACAGCAUAUGAUUUCAGUGUGGCAUAUGACAAUGGCAUAAUCUGUUGUUUUUAGUGCAUUCUACUUUCUCUGUGAGAAAUUAAUGGGCCUUCAUAAUACAUAGCUAUAUCCUGUGGGAGAACAAUUAAAUUCAGUCAUGUACAAACUUUUUACCUUGUCUGUAAUUAUUACCUCGACUGAAACCCCAUUUACUCUGAAAAGGGCUUUUAUCUUCUACAGAAUAUGUCAUUUGUUUCUGUAAAUGUGGUACUUAAUACUGUAUAUGCUGGUUAACAUUAUUUUACUAUGUAUCACAAUUUUAUAUUAAAAAGUCUUCACUAAGUGUGAAAUACGGGUCAAAACUGUUCAUGUGA